This is a messenger RNA of Drosophila eugracilis, 2902 nucleotides long. It is a transcript of the gene Tmep, whose product is annotated as transmembrane protein 184B. Bases 365 to 1825 code for a protein of 486 amino acids. The transcript is spliced from 8 exons. Gene Ontology annotation, molecular function: transporter activity. The record is from RefSeq and is a predicted model, not a curated record. Gene Ontology annotation, biological process: transport. NCBI's taxonomy places the organism in Eukaryota, Metazoa, Arthropoda, Insecta, Diptera, Drosophilidae.
GUGUUGCCGUUUGGUCACACGGACCCGAAUCGUGCGUAAUUUCCAUUUAUUUUGCUCCGCUUUCUUCGCUGUUUUCACACCCACGAUCCGCGAAAAAAUCCCAGGAAUUGGUACAAACAUCGGCAAACAUAUUGGUGUUCGUUGGCGGGCAUAAAUCUCCAAAUUUGGCCGUUCUUUUAGCCUCGAAAGAAGCGACGACGACGUCAGUAGACGACGCGACUGGCGUCAGGUGAAAAAAACGCAAACGAAAGAAAAACUGAUAAUUGGAAAUUGAAAAUUGAAAUUGAACGGGUGCAGCGAAAUUAAACGGAAUUUGCAACUGUGAAAACGCUUAAAAGCGUGGAGAGUUGCAUUUGAAAAAAGCAUGAGCACAACCGCCGCCAGUCUCAUCGAGGCGGCUCUAAAUGCCAGCAGUGGAAACGCCACAGCUACAACAUCGGGAUCGAUUGAGGCUACCGGAAAGCCCAACUACGUGGUGCAGGUGAAGAACACUCCGAUGAGCACGCCGCUGGAACCUCUGCUCCACGUGGGCGAUGGCAUCUUCCUACAGACAAAGACCGCCCAGGUCCUAGCUGGUGUUUGUGUCUGGGCCGCCUUAUUUAUCACCUGUCAACAGAUUUACCAGCAUCUGCGCUGGUACACAAAUCCACAGGAGCAGCGCUGGAUCGUACGCAUUCUGUUCAUUGUGCCCAUUUACGCCACCUACUCCUGGAUUAGUCUGCUCUUCUUCAACUCAGACAAUGUGUACAUCUACUUCUUUACAGUUCGGGACUGCUACGAAGCCUUUGUCAUCUACAACUUCUUGUCGCUGUGCUAUGAGUACCUAGGCGGCGAGGGUAAUAUAAUGUCGGAGAUUCGCGGCAAGCCCAUCAAGACCUCGUGUCUCUACGGCACAUGCUGUCUGAAGGGCAAGACCUACACGAUUGGCUUCCUGCGCUUCUGCAAGCAGGCCACUCUGCAGUUCUGCCUGGUCAAGCCGCUGGUUGCCUUCAUCAUUAUCUUUUUGCAGGCCUUUGGCCACUACCACGAUGGCGAUUGGAGUGCUGAUGGCGGUUACAUUUAUAUCACGAUUAUCUACAACAUCUCUGUGUCGCUCGCGUUAUAUGGCCUCUAUCUGUUCUACUUUGCCACUCGUGAUCUGCUGACUCCCUUCGAGCCCGUUUUGAAGUUCUGCACCAUCAAGUCGGUCAUCUUCUUGUCCUUCUGGCAGGGAGUUGGUCUGGCCAUCCUGGAGAAGGCCAACGUUAUCUCUCCCAUUGUAGACAGUGCUGGCACUGUCACUGUGGAACCUGGUACCGUUUCUGCCGGAUAUCAGAACUUCUUCAUCUGCAUCGAAAUGCUGUUCGCAGCCAUAGCACUUCGCUAUGCAUUCCCCUAUCAGGUCUACGCUCGCAGCUGCAUCAGCGAUGGACACGGACGAUCUGUCACAAUGCAGUCCAUUUCCAGCAGUCUUAAGGAAACGAUGAAUCCCAAGGAUAUUAUGACAGAUGCUAUACACAACUUCCAUCCACAGUACCAGCAGUACACUCAGUACAGCUCAGGUGGCAAGAACUCGCGCGGCAUUCGCGUCUCCAGCUACGAUCCCGACGAUCCGAGCUCGGGAACUGGAACAGGAGCCAUGCAGGCCUCUCAGCCCACCAGCGGAGGAUACAAUGCGGUGGCCACUGGACCAGGAUCUGGGGGCAACGGCGGCAGCAACUGCAUGGCCUCGAAGACACUGGGCAACCAGAGGAAGUUCCAGCCUGGUGGUCAGCGGGUGGCGACCAUCAGCCAGAACUACAACGAGAAGACCAUGCUGUUGAGCAGCGACGACGAGUACCAGUAGAUCGGGUACCCAGGGGAUCGGGAUGGUAAUGACCCACUUAUUGUUAACAAAAUUCAGUCUUUCGUUCGGAUCCGAUUCGAUUGGUUUCGUUUCGUCUAUCCAGUUUGCUGAUUCUGUCGCUUGUACAAUAAUCUUAAGUAGCCGGGCAUUACGACCUAUUAGACAGUUUAACAGGUCGUAUUGAUAUAUCUUGUAUAGUAUGGUGUGUGGAUGGAGGGGUGAAAUCUAUAGUUCGUAGGUUUUCUUUCUAAGAUUAUAUUUUUACUCUUUAAAUUGCAUUUUUGAACUGUAUAUCGUUAAAUAGACUUUCUAUACUAAGGAUUGUUAAAUAUUCCACUGUACCUUCGAAGAAUCUAUAGAUCACCCGCUCUAUCCACGAAGCGAGCAACCUAUCGUAUAUCCACUAAUACGACAUAAUCUGCGCAAAGAUAUUUUGUAAUUUUACACCGCAUAUGUAAUUUGAUUCGCUUUGAUUCCAUUUCACUUGUGUAAAUUUGUCAGACAAAUUAAUUGUAAAGCGAACCAAAAACUGAACAGAAAAACCAAAAUCAAAAUAGCAAAAACCGAACUGCAACUGCACUCUUGCGUCUCACGAACCGUCUACAGGCUGCUUCUACAAUAAACCGCGGGCUAAAACUGGCGGAAAAGCUGAGGAAAAUCUACACAGAAAUAUAUUUAUAAGCCAAGGCUAAUUUUUUAAAGCAAACUUAACACAAUACAUAGCUAAUUCGUUAGAUGAAUGAAUAAGGCCAGGUCCAGGAUCCAGAUUCCAUAAAUACAGAUAUAGGGAGGACCCUUUCCGGACUCGAAAUGUAUAAAAGAAUUUUACCCUGUACAGAGAAAGUGGAGUUUUCCAGAACCAUAUUAACCACUACCCAAAAUCAGUCAAGAGCAGUAUUUUGAUAUUUAGCCAGGCUUCCCAUCAAAUUACGUGUGUGUCGGAGUCGGAAAACUGUAGGAAAAGUCAAAUUAUGUAUAAUUAUCGGGGGCAAAGCGAAGGAAAAGCAAGGCAGUAACGUUUUUAUGUACAUUUUUCGUUAAUAAUAUAAAAUGAGAAUAAAUAAAUGUCAUAAAGUA